Atta colombica is the source of this 3636-nucleotide messenger RNA. Its product is annotated as protein PFC0760c-like. NCBI's taxonomy places the organism in Eukaryota, Metazoa, Arthropoda, Insecta, Hymenoptera, Formicidae. The transcript has 5 exons. The record is from RefSeq and is a predicted model, not a curated record. The coding region runs from base 1 to 3636 and encodes 1211 amino acids.
AUGAAAACCUUCCGGAAGCUGGUAGUCAUGGUGCUACUAUUGCUAAUUUAUUUGUUAACAUUACAAGUUGGUGACGCAGAACACAACCACACGAAAAUUUCAAACACCACAAGCGAUCGCGAAAUUAUUUUGGAGGAAGUAAUCAUUGCCGGAAGUGGAAAUAAUACUCGCAUAAUUGCGAAUGCAGUAGCAAAAGAUGCAUCGAAGUUCGACGAUGAAGUAUUAUCGCUUUUGUCUAAACGCGAGAUACAGGAGAGAGGACAUUCGAAGCAGACAUCGUCAUAUCAAGACGAUCAAGAUACGGCACAAUCGCGUGCUGCGGUCAUUAAUGCGAAUGAAGAAGAUGAGCUGGAAAUAAUGAGUCAUGUGAUCGCGAAAUACGAACCGCAGAGACUCACUAGAAAGACUAAGAGGAAAAUCAUCGAUGGCUCGAACGAUACUCACGAUGUUCACGAUAAGGUUGAAGGAUCGAUAACAGAUAUCGAGAAGGCUUACGCCGAGGUGUUGAAAAAUAUCUCGCGAAAAGCGCCCGAAUUGACAGUGAACAAUGCCGAUGUAGCAUUAAAUCCUUAUUUAUCCUUGGCAAAAAAGCAACUGAAACAAAUUUAUAUUCCGAAGGGAAUGAUCCCUUCGGCGACUAACGACAGAGCGGAAAAUUCACAUUCCGAUGUUGAGCCUACAUUUACAUUACCUACUUCAAACAGCAAGAAAUCGAAAAGAUUACUUAAGAAAUAUUUGCAAUUAAAUCGUACCGCCACAACUCCACGAUUCUCAUCGGAUGAAGAAUCAAAUUUCGACGAGGAAUCUGCUAAUAAUAAACUAAGCACGCCUGCAUUAUUCGAGGUUUCCAACGGAAUAACGAAGGUGAAGAACGGAUCAUUAUCUGUACCAACUUCAAAUGUUUAUUCCGAUUCAACGAAGAAUCCUAAAACCCGUCAUGAAUGGGACGUUAAAGAUUCUUCAAUUCAAACUAUACCUCCAUUAACUUCACAAUUAAAUAACAGUAACUUUAAUAACAUUAUUAAUGUAAAUAAUUUAAAAAAUUUGAAUGUUUCCAAUUAUGCGAAUGCUGAUCAAUUACUGCCGAAGUACAACAUAGUGCCAAGACCAUUUUCCAUAUUACAAUCGCCCAAUUCAUUUGUCAUCACAAAUGAUGCACAUAGAAAACCGAGCGUUUUACCAACGGAUUUUAAUCGUCAACAACAGAUUGUCCGUUCUUCUGCAAACAUUCUUCCAUUGGUUCUUCCAACAGAUUUAUUUAAUCCGCUCCCAACACGCCGUUAUAUUCCAAUAAAGCGUAUAAAUCAUCUCAAUCCUGAAGGAAAUUCAGCAACAAUUGUUAGCACCGAAGCGAGUUUGCCAACGAGUCCCAUAGGGAAAAAGACUACCCUUACAGAUUAUGGAACUUUUUAUACUGACGUAAUUGCUACUACGAAGAGUCCUUUGGUCACCAUUAACAAUCAGCAAAGUCACGGCUCAUCGGAUUAUUAUGCCAUUACUAAGAGCCCCACAGAACGGACUGUUACGAAGACGAACUUCGCGACGACUUAUAUACCCAAUCAAACAUCCUCUUUGAAUACCGCUCAAGAACAGAAGGACUCUCAAAUCGUUCGCAAGAAAGACUUCUUACCUACAAUCAAUAACUACAACAGUAAUGAGAAAUCGAGUUUAAAUGAAAAUCCUGAAAUCGCGUUAUAUAAAAAAUUCUCAAAUUUAUAUUCAACUAACGUUCCUAAUGUACUCAAUACGCCAAAAGUAAUUACUCAAGACUUUAAAGAAGUAGUGCAGCCAUCGCAACAGCAAGUUUCCACUCUCCCUGACGCAACUUUAAAACCUCUUACUCCUACUUUGUUAAAAAUCCGACCGAUUGCUACCUCUAACCCUACACCGUAUUACGAUAGCAGAUCAUUCGUUUUGCAAGAUGGAAAGCAUAAGAAAAACAGCGAUGAAAACGUCGGAACGAAUGAGCAGUCUCGCGUCGAAGACGUUGACGUGACUGAAAAAGAAGAUGACGAUGUUGAAAAUUUUAAAACUCAAGUCAAUGAAAAAGCUUAUAAAACGCCGAAUAAACUGAACGAGAAAAAAGAUCGCGAAGAAGAAGAGGAAGAUCAUUAUCCGCAGCAAAACCGUAAUUAUCAAGACAAAUAUUAUGAAUAUGAUGAAAAUGACAGAAGUAGUAAAAAUGACGAUAGACACGAAAAAUAUGAGAAUGUUUGGCGUGAGAAUAACGACGAUGGAGAGGAAGAUGAAACGGAAGAGGAAGAAUAUGAUGACAACAUCGACAAAAAUAAAGAUGAAGAUAAUGACGAUAAUCGUCAAUACAAUAAGUACAAAUAUGAUAGAGAUAAUUCUGAUGAGAAACAACGUGAAAAUCCACGCCAAGAGAAAUAUAACAAACCAAAAAAUCGUCGUGAUAAACAUGAUGUUGAUCAUAAACAUGAUGUUGAGCGAUUUGAAGACAAGAAUAAGUAUUUUGAAUCACUAUAUAAUGAUGACGAAAUUCAUGAGCGGAAUAAAGAAUAUCGCGAUCGCUCAGAUCAAAAGAAAUUAAUAGGCAAUAACCAAUAUAAGAAGGAUCGACAAGAUCGCAAGUAUAAAGAAUUUGAAGAUGAGAGCGAUGCCAAAAACAAACCGUUUAUUCAACGUUCUAAAGAGCUACGUUCUUAUAAACAAAACGAAAGAGAUGAAGAGGAACAAAGCAAUGACGAUGAUAAGCAGAAAUAUCACAGUUAUGCUUCUCCACGAAGAGACUCGCUUCGCGACAAGCAUCCGAGUGAAGAAUAUAGUGAAUCUAAUCCUGCACACAUACAUGAGGAAUAUCAUAAUCAAAGGGUCAAGGAUGAUCAUCGUGAUGAUCAUCGCAGACAUGAUGGUGAAGAGCAGGAUAAUGGUAAAGAGGAAGCGCGUGAUCAUGUGCACGGUGAGACUCAGGAACAUGCAGAAACCCAUAAACAUGAAGAACACGAUGGAAAGAAGAAAGAUAUAGAAAAUUACAAGUUUGAAAAAGGUGGCGGCGCAGAACAUAAAGAAGAACACCAUGGGCAUGAGAAAGAGAAAGGCGACAAGGGGUAUAAAGUCUGGCACGAACACGAGAAGGCUGAGAAGGGACAUCACGAUAAGGAGCAUGCCAGCAAACACUAUGAUGAAAAUGCUGGCGAGGAGAAGAAACACGAAGAAGAGGGUGGAUAUCACGAGGAACAUAAGCAUGGUGAAGGAGGCCAGAAGACAGCUGAAUUUGGUGAAAAAGGCGAACACAAGAAGGGUCACAGUACCCAUGGGGAACAUUCCGUACAUAAAAAGGACGAAUAUGAAAAGAAGACAGAGUUCUUUGAUGAGUUUAACGAAGAUGGUGGCAUAGAGAAGCACGGCGAACACCAUCACGAUCAUGAAUCGAAGAAAGGCGGUCACGAGAAGAAGGGCCAUCACGAUAGUUCGGAUCACGAGGAGAAAUAUGGCAAGGAGGGGAAGCACGAGAAAGGCGGUCAUCAUCACGAACACAAGGGCCAUAAAGUCGACGAAGGCCAUGACCAUCAUUACGAUCAUCAUCAUAAGCAUGGCAAGAAGGAGGGGCACGAGCAUGGGAAAAAGUGGAGUUUCAAAAAAGGCGAUGGUGAUGACCACAAGCAUAAUCGCUGA